This is a messenger RNA of Brassica napus (rape), 474 nucleotides long. RefSeq lists its product as uncharacterized. NCBI's taxonomy places the organism in Eukaryota, Viridiplantae, Streptophyta, Magnoliopsida, Brassicales, Brassicaceae. Bases 1 to 474 code for a protein of 157 amino acids. The record is from RefSeq and is a predicted model, not a curated record. The transcript has a single exon.
AUGGUCUCGAAAGAAUGCAGCGCAGUCCUUCAAAACAGAAUAGUCAGGAAAUUGGAAGAUCCUGGAAAAUUUGUCCUAUCUGUUCAGAUUGGAAAGACAGUCUUUGCUUGUUCCUUAUGCGAUUUGGGUUCCAGUGUGAAUCUCAUGCCCUACUCAGUUGCAAAACGCAUGGGACUAACCAACUUCAAGCCAACCAGGAUUUCUUUGGUGUUCGCAGACAGAUCAGUUAAGUUGCCAGUAGGUGUUCUUGAAGAUCUACAAGUUCAAAUUGGUGACGCCACUGUUCCUGCAGACUUCGUGGUUCUAGAGCUCGAAGAUGAACCAAAAGACCCUCUCAUCCUGGGCCGUCCUUUCCUGUGCACAGCUGGUGCAAUAAUUGACGUCCGCAAUGGGACGAUUGAUCUCCAACUGGGAGAUAUUGUGAUGAAGUUCGAGAUGGAUGAGCUUAUCAAACGACCUAUGCUAGAUGGUUAG